AUGACGGGCGUGGGGAAGGAGGCCAGCGGAGGUUCCCGGGGACCUCGAACCGCCUCCAGGUCAACACUACCCCUAAAACAAGAAGAGUAUGAGGCCUUCCUGCUUAAGCUGGUGCAGAACCUGUUCGCUGAGGGCAAUGACCUGUUCCGGGAGAAGGACUACAAGCAGGCCCUGGUGCAGUACAUGGAGGGGCUGAACGUGGCCGACUACGCCGCCUCUGACCAGGUGUCCCUGCCCCGCGAGCUGCUGUGCAAACUGCAUGUCAACAGGGCGGCCUGCUACUUCACCAUGGGCAUGUAUGAGAAAUCACUGGAAGACAGCGAAAAGGCACUGGGCCUGGACAGCGAGAACAUCCGGGCGCUUUUCCGCAAGGCCCGGGCCCUCAACGAGCUGGGGCGCCAUAAGGAGGCCUACGAGUGCAGCAGCCGGUGCUCCCUCGCGCUGCCGCACGAUGAAAGCGUCACUCAGCUGGGUCAGGAGCUGGCUCAGAAGCUCGGGUUGCGGGUGCGGAAGGCAUAUAAGAGGCCUCGGGAAUUGGAAACCUUUUCUCUGCUCAGUAAUGGUACUGCAGCUGGUGUAGCAGAUCAGGGAAUGUCCAACGGAUUCGGAUCCAUUGAUGACAUCGAAACAGACUGCUAUGUGGACCUGCACAGCUCCCCAGCCCUGCUCCCUUCUGCUCCUGCCAUGUCUCUGUUUCCUCACGUGCUGGACCUCCUGGCCCCUCUGGACAGCAGCGGCAGGGCCAUCCCCAGCACCGAGGGCCUGGAUGACUUCUCGGAUGGGGAUGUCUUUGGUCCAGAGCUGGAUACCCUCCUAGACUCUCUGUCUCUGGUCCAGGGCGGUCUGCCUGGCAGUGGUGUGCCCAGUGAGUUGCCCCAGCUGAUACCCGUGUUCCCUGGCGGGACCCCGCUGCUGCCCCCCGUGGUGGGCGGCUCCAUCCCCGUCUCCAGCCCGCUGCCCCCUGCCUCCUUCGGCCUUGUCAUCGAUCCCUCCAAGAAGCUGACUGCCUCAGUCCUGGACACCCUCGACGCCCCAGGCCCCGCGCUGGACCCUCUGGACCUGCUCCCCUACUCAGACACCCGGCUGGAGGCCCUGGAUACCUUCGGGUCGGUCCGAGGCUCCCUGGACAAACCUGACUCUUUCAUAGAGGAGACCAACUCACAAGACCACCGCCCCCCAAGCAGUACUCAGAAACCGGCCCCCUCGCCGGAGCCCUCCAUGCCCAACACCGCCUUGCUCAUCAAGAACCCUUUAGCUGCCACCCAUGAGUUCAAGCAGGCCUGCCAGCUGUGCUACCCCAAGACAGGCCCCAAGGCAGGCGACUAUACCUACCGAGAGGGCCUGGAGCACAAAUGUAAGCGAGACAUCCUACUGGGCCGGCUCCGGAGCUCAGAGGACCAAGCCUGGAAGCGGAUCCGGCCCCGGCCCACCAAGACCAGCUUUGUGGGCUCCUACUACCUGUGCAAAGACAUGAUUAACAAGCAGGACUGUAAGUACGGAGAUAACUGCACCUUCGCCUACCAUCAGGAGGAGAUCGACGUGUGGACGGAGGAGCGGAAGGGCACCCUCAACCGCGACCUGCUCUUCGACCCACUGGGGGGCGUCAAGCGGGGCAGCCUCACCAUCGCCAAGCUCCUCAAGGAGCACCAGGGCAUCUUCACCUUCCUCUGUGAGAUCUGCUUUGACAGUAAGCCUCGGAUCAUCAGCAAGGGCACCAAGGAUUCACCAUCCGUCUGCUCUAACCUGGCUGCCAAGCACAGCUUCUACAACAACAAGUGCCUGGUGCACAUCGUCCGCUCCACCUCUCUCAAGUACUCCAAGAUCCGCCAGUUCCAGGAGCACUUCCAGUUCGACGUGUGCCGCCACGAGGUGCGUUACGGCUGCCUGCGCGAGGACAGCUGUCACUUCGCCCACAGCUUCAUCGAGCUCAAGGUCUGGCUGCUGCAGCAGUACUCAGGCAUGACUCACGAAGACAUCGUUCAGGAAUCCAAGAAAUACUGGCAGCAGAUGGAAGCCCACGCAGGGAAGGCCAGCGGCAGCAUGGGUGGCCCAAGGACACAUGGGCCCAGCACCUUUGACCUGCAGAUGAAGUUUGUAUGUGGCCAGUGCUGGAGGAAUGGGCAGGUGGUAGAGCCUGACAAGGACCUCAAAUACUGCAGUGCUAAGGCCCGGCAUUGUUGGACCAAGGAACGGCGUGUCCUCCUGGUGAUGUCCAAGGCCAAGAGGAAAUGGGUGUCGGUGAGACCACUGCCGUCCAUUCGCAACUUCCCACAGCAAUACGACCUCUGUAUCCAUGCGCAGAAUGGCCGCAAGUGCCAGUACGUGGGGAACUGCUCCUUCGCACACAGCCCUGAGGAGAGGGACAUGUGGACGUUCAUGAAGGAGAAUAAGAUCCUGGACAUGCAGCAGACCUAUGACAUGUGGCUGAAAAAGCAUAACCCAGGGAAGCCCGGGGAAGGGACCCCCAUCAGCUCUCGGGAAGGGGAGAAGCAGAUCCAGAUGCCAACAGACUACGCCGACAUUAUGAUGGGGUACCACUGCUGGCUCUGCGGCAAGAACAGCAACAGCAAGAAGCAGUGGCAGCAGCACAUCCAGUCGGAGAAGCACAAGGAGAAGGUCUUCACGUCCGACAGUGAUGCCAGCGGCUGGGCCUAUCGCUUUCCUAUGGGCGAAUUCCGGCUCUGUGACAGGCUCCAGAAGGGCAAAGCCUGCCCGGACGGGGACAAGUGCCGCUGCGCCCAUGGACAGGAAGAGCUCAAUGAAUGGCUGGACCGUCGUGAGGUGCUGAAGCAGAAGCUGGCCAAGGCCCGCAAGGACAUGCUUCUGUGUCCACGGGAUGAUGACUUCGGCAAAUACAACUUCCUACUGCAAGAGGAUGGAGACACCGCUGGUGCCACCCCCGAAGCCUCUGCUGCUGCCCCUGCUGCUGCUGCCACCGCUGCUGCUGCCGCCACCACCACCCCCACCGGGGAGUAG
Dipodomys ordii (Ord's kangaroo rat) is the source of this 2976-nucleotide messenger RNA. RefSeq names its product zinc finger CCCH-type containing 7B (gene Zc3h7b). The record is from RefSeq and is a predicted model, not a curated record. Gene Ontology annotation, molecular function: protein binding; metal ion binding; miRNA binding. Gene Ontology annotation, biological process: miRNA processing. Lineage: Eukaryota; Metazoa; Chordata; Mammalia; Rodentia; Heteromyidae. The transcript has 22 exons. The coding region runs from base 1 to 2976 and encodes 991 amino acids.